GCGCUGAUGAUCCUCACCGUCUGGACCAUCUCCAUUUUCAUCUCCAUGCCCCCUCUGUUCUGGAGGAGCCACCGCCGCCUAAGCCCUCCCCCUAGCCAGUGCACCAUCCAGCACGACCAUGUUAUCUACACCAUUUACUCCACGCUGGGUGCGUUUUAUAUCCCCUUGACUUUAAUACUGAUUCUCUAUUACCGGAUUUACCACGCGGCCAAGAGCCUUUACCAGAAAAGGGGAUCGAGUCGGCACUUAAGCAACAGAAGCACAGAUAGCCAGAAUUCUUUUGCAAAUUGUAAACUUACACAGACUUUCUGUGUGUCUGACUUCUCCACUUCAGACCCUACCACAGAGUUUGAAAAGUUCCAUGCCUCCAUCAGGAUCCCACCCUUCGACAAUGAUCUAGAUCACCCAGGAGAACGCCAGCAGAUUUCUAGCACCAGGGAACGGAAGGCAGCGCGCAUCCUGGGGUUGAUUCUGAGCGCAUUCAUUUUGUCCUGGCUGCCAUUUUUCAUCAAAGAGUUGAUUGUGGGUCUGAGCAUCUACACCGUGUCCUCGGAAGUGGCCGAUUUUCUGACGUGGCUCGGUUAUGUCAAUUCUCUGAUCAACCCUCUGCUCUAUACGAGUUUUAAUGAAGAUUUUAAGCUGGCUUUUAAAAAGCUCAUUAGAUGCCGAGAGCAUGCUUAGACUGUCAAAAGCUAAAAGGCACGACUUUUACCAGAGCCUCAUGAGUGGAUGGGGGUAAGGGGUGCAACUUAUUAAUUCUUGGACAUACUUGGUUCAGGAGAGUUUGUAAGUAUGUGUGGUCUUGUUUUCUUGUUUGUUUGUUUGUUUGUUUGUUUUGUUCUGUUUUGUUUGAGGAUUGUUAUUUGGCGUGCUGUUUUCUACCUCUGGUCUUAUCUGUGAUACAUAAUUUCAAAUAAACAUUAUCAUACAAAAACAUAAAUUUUGUAGAAGUAAUAAUAAGGUGAAAUAGUAAAUACUUU
Molecule: messenger RNA, 980 nt
Organism: Mandrillus leucophaeus (drill)
Lineage: Eukaryota; Metazoa; Chordata; Mammalia; Primates; Cercopithecidae
Product: 5-hydroxytryptamine receptor 1E-like
Exons: 1
Biological process (GO): chemical synaptic transmission; G protein-coupled receptor signaling pathway, coupled to cyclic nucleotide second messenger
Cellular component (GO): membrane; dendrite
Molecular function (GO): neurotransmitter receptor activity; G protein-coupled serotonin receptor activity
Source: RefSeq, a predicted model, not a curated record